AUGAACCAUUAUCCUGAGAACAUCCAGGCCCAAAUCGAACUUCUGGACGAGAUUGUGGCAGAAGAGCUCCCCGAUAUUUACAUGUCCAUGCCCGAAUUGAGUUCCAAGGAGUCGUUCAAGCGGAAAUUGCAAAUGAUCAUGAAUGAAGCACUCAGCAGAGAGUACUCCGGAGACAUUGCAAGCAUCUCUUUGGUUGGUUUUGGUAGUUCAGCCUCGGGCUUUGGGAUGGCUGGCUCAGAUAUGGAUCUCGCAGUGGUACCAAACUGGAAGGAUCCCUCAAAAGCCAAUGACAAUACCAUUGAUCGUUGUAUCCCUCGUAUAUUAGAGCGAGCAGCGCUUGAUGCCAGGUUUGGUGGUCGACUCCUCACACGGACUCGUGUACCGAUUUUGAAGAUCUGUCAGCAUCCGACAGAGACCCUAUACCGGGCUCUCUGCGAGGAACGACAGAAAUGGGAUCAACUGCCUGAAGAAGAGAAGUACCCCUCAGGCCUAGCAGAUGACAGCCAGCAAAAAGAUUCAGCGAAGACGGGGUCUCCCAAGAUCCCAUCUUCCUUGGUAGCUGCGAAACCAGAUGAGGCUUCCAGUGACGGAGCUGAUUCUAAGAAAUCUCAGCAGCCUCGCUCCGACAAGCGUUGGAUGCGAGAAAGAGCAUCCGGCCCUCUGGACUUUCCCAAGACCGGCUGCGGUAUCCAAUGCGACAUUAACUUCGGAAACCCGCUUGGCAUUCACAAUACGCAGAUGCUCCGUUGCUACUCUUUGACUGAUCCCCGCGUACGACCUAUGGUUCUCUUUGUCAAGGCCUGGGCUAAACGCCGCAAAAUCAACAGUGCCUAUUCUGGUACCCUUUCAUCGUAUGGAUGGGUGCUUAUGGUACUGCACUACCUUGUCAACAUCGCAACGCCACCAGUAUGCCCAAAUCUUCAACAUGCCGUACCCUUGCCCACCGAUAGAGACACUCUGGAACAAUAUUGCAAGGACACAAUGGUCGAUGGCUACGCGGUCCGUUUCUGGCGCAACGAGCAGGAAAUCACGCAAGCUGCAAAGGAAGGCCGUCUGACGAAGAAUAAGGAAACAGUUGGUGCGUUGCUACGCGGAUUUUUCCAGUACUAUGCCGCUUUGUCUGGUGGAACCUACCCGAGACCUCCCCAGUUCCACUGGGUCAACGACGUUGUGUCGCUGCGCAGGCCAGGUGGCAUAGUUUCGAAGCAGAGCAAGGGGUGGAUCAGCGCAACAACGAAGAUUACGGCCGACAAAAAGGUGACGAAUCGCUAUCUCUUCGCUAUAGAAGAUCCUUUUGAGACUGAUCACAACGUCGCAAGAACGGUGAACCACCGCGGCAUAGUCGCCAUCCGAGAUGAGUUCCGCCGGGCAUGGAGGAUACUGCGGGUGGUUGGGACGGAUGCAGAGCUUGAAGACGACAUUUUCGACGAGGUUGCGGAAACAGCGCCCCCACAGUCUGAGUCGCAACCAGGAGGGGCUUCAACAGGCACUGGAUAG
This is a messenger RNA of Exserohilum turcica Et28A, 1497 nucleotides long. RefSeq lists its product as uncharacterized. Gene Ontology annotation, molecular function: RNA uridylyltransferase activity. The record is from RefSeq and is a predicted model, not a curated record. The transcript has a single exon. NCBI's taxonomy places the organism in Eukaryota, Fungi, Ascomycota, Dothideomycetes, Pleosporales, Pleosporaceae. Gene Ontology annotation, biological process: RNA 3'-end processing. The coding region runs from base 1 to 1497 and encodes 498 amino acids.